Lemur catta (Ring-tailed lemur) is the source of this 1354-nucleotide messenger RNA. RefSeq names its product TIFA inhibitor (gene TIFAB). The coding region runs from base 291 to 869 and encodes 192 amino acids. NCBI's taxonomy places the organism in Eukaryota, Metazoa, Chordata, Mammalia, Primates, Lemuridae. Gene Ontology annotation, molecular function: protein binding. The transcript is spliced from 3 exons. The record is from RefSeq and is a predicted model, not a curated record. Gene Ontology annotation, biological process: canonical NF-kappaB signal transduction.
AAGCCAGUCUGGACAGGCUGCAGAGCACAAGCUUCCAGUUAAACGACAUUCUGGACAAGGCAGAGCGAUGGGGAUGGGAAAAAGGAAGAAAGCAACAAAACUGAUGAGUGUUCUGACGCGUCAUGUUCCUGAACCUCAGCUAUAAAAGCCGUUCCGGCCUCUGCAGCCCAGCCCCUCUCCCUCCCCAGAGCUCACAGCUGCAGGGCUGGAGCCAGAUGUGGCCCGGGUCCAGAACAUCUGGGAUCCAAGAGACACAAGACGGCCUCUCGUGGCCUCCCAGGCUCUGAUCCAUGGAGAGACGCCCCACGGUCCUGCAGGUGAGCCUGCACCACCCCACGCUCGGCCCGGCCGCCUUCGCCAACGUCCCGCCGCGGCUGCAGCAUGACACCAGCCCGCUGCUGGUCGGGCGGGGGCAGGACGCCCACCUCCGGCUGCAGCUCCCCAACCUCUCCCGCCGACACCUGUCCCUGGAGCCCUACCUGGAGAAGGGCAGCACCCUGCUGGCCUUCUGCCUCAAGUCCCUGAGCCGCAAGAGCUGUGUGUGGGUCAACGGACUGAGGCUGACUUAUCUAGAGCAGGUCCCCCUGAGCCCCGUCACCAGGGUCUGCUUCUCCAGCGUCCAGAUGGUGGUCCGCUUGGAGGAAGGGACCUCCCUCAAGGCUUUUGUCUGCUGCUUCCAUCUCAGCCCCUCGCCCCUGAUUUACAGACCGGAGGCGGAGGAGACUGACGAAUGGGAAAGCCUCCCCCAGGAGCAGCCUCCCCCGGGGUCAGGGGAGCAGACUCCAGCUCACCUGGGCUUUCUCCACGGCCCUCCCCACACUCGGGACAGCCCUCUCCAGCCCAGCCCUGGAGAAGGAACAGAAAUAUAGCUCCCGAGGGAGUCCCCACACGGUGCCCUCGGCUAGCCCUGCCGCGAGAGCGAGGCUUUGCUGAAACUGGACUUAAAAUAUCUGAGCUGCAUCACGCGUGGUUGACAUGCGAGGCCUGCUGGCUGCCUCGCUCACAAUGAACCGAUUCUGCAAACACCGCACAGCCCGGGGAGGAGAAGCACCCGCCCCGGCCAGAGCUCUGCAAGGUAAUGGGAACCUCAUAUACUUUUAGAGGCCCUGAGGGGUUCUGGGGAGCCUCUCUCAGCAUUCCCCACAUCUCCCCGUCUUGUCUGACUAGGAGUUACUUUAUGUUGCUCAUUUUGUGCGCCGCUUAGGAGCGGGAGUUUGAGGUUGCACCAGGAAUGCGUGGACACAUGUAGCAAUUACGUCUGUGGUAGCUCGGGGUUACCUUCAGCUUUGAAAUACUCAGAGGCACUCGGGGCUUAGGGAAGCCUGCGUUUAAUAAACUGCAAGCGUUUCAUUAA